Penicillium oxalicum is the source of this 1209-nucleotide messenger RNA. RefSeq names its product TatD family hydrolase. Gene Ontology annotation, molecular function: hydrolase activity, acting on ester bonds. Lineage: Eukaryota; Fungi; Ascomycota; Eurotiomycetes; Eurotiales; Aspergillaceae. The transcript has a single exon. Bases 1 to 1209 code for a protein of 402 amino acids. The record is from RefSeq and is a predicted model, not a curated record.
AUGUCCACCGCUCAGACUCUUCAAGACUUGCAAGAUGUCAAUGCCUUUCCGUGGGAUAUCGGCGUCUUCGACGUACACUGUCAUCCGACCGACACCAUGGCCUCGAUAGCGGAUAUCCCUGCGAUGAAAGCCCGAACUCUUACUAUCAUGGCCACCAGAGGCGAAGAUCAAGAAUUAGUACAAGAAUCGACAAUGUCAGUGAAUAAAGCAAAUCAAUCCAGUGAAGAAGAGAAGGUGAUACCGGCAUUUGGCUGGCAUCCGUGGUUCUCUUAUCAGAUCUUGGAUGAUUCCAAUGCUUCCAAUCUGGUAGACAAAGAUGCGCAUUACUCGACCGUUCUCGCACCUUCACCCUCGGAAGACGUCGAAUUUCUCAAGGGACUUCCAGAGCCAAAGCGUCUGUCUACGCUUAUAGCUGAGACCCGAGACCGAUUGAAGCGAUUCCCCCACGCCCUGGUCGGCGAGGUGGGUUUAGACAAAUCAUUCCGCCUCCCUGGGGCGUGGACUCCUCAAGAUCUUGAGGAUCGUGAUAAAGGAAUGACUCCAGGAUCACGGGAAGGUCGCCCUCUGUCUCCUUAUAAAGUCAAGAUAGACCAUCAAAAAUCUGUAUUGAAAGCGCAAUUACGCCUGGCGGGUGAACUGCGGCGUCCCGUCUCGGUGCAUAGCGUCCAGUCUCACGGAGCUGUAUUGGUAGUACUCCGAGAGUUAUGGAAGGGCCAUGAAAAGAAAGUCAUGUCCCGACGAGAACGACAGAGACUCCAGGACGCCGAAGGGGCGCUAUCCGACGAUGAGAGCGCAGGAACCGAGAGAGAUCAAGCAAAUGACUCUGAAACACCGCAGCAAAAACCCACCGAAGAGCACACGAGUGAUACAAAGCCCCUUCCAUUCCCUGCGCGCAUCUGCAUGCAUUCCUACUCUGGCCCUGUUGAACCUAUCCGCCAGUUUCUGCACGAAUCGAACCCGUCCGACAUUUACUUUUCAUUCUCGGCAGUGAUCAACUUCAGUGGCUUGUCGUCCCGCAAAGCACUGGACGUAAUCAAGGCACUGCCGGCGGACCGUAUCUUGAUCGAAAGCGAUCUCCACAUGGCGGGAACCCAGAUGGAUAAAUUACUUGAAGAUGCGGCACGCCAAAUUUGUCAAGUGCGCGGAUGGGAGCUGCGCGAGGGGGUCCAUCAACUUGCUGCCAAUUACAGAAGAUUCAUCUUUGGUUGA